AUGUGUAAAAUCUCGCUGGUUGACAAGCCGUUUGGAUCGAAAAAUGAUCGCAUCUUCUGCGGCAACUGUUACGAUCAGGCGUUCGCGACCCGUUGCGAUGCCUGCGGAGAGAUCUUUCGCGCAGGAAUGAAAAAAAUGGAAUACAAAGGAAAGCAAUGGCACGAUAAGUGCUUUUGUUGUGCCUUAUGCAAAACUCCAAUCGGAACCAAGAGCUUCAUUCCGAAGAAUGAUGAAGUGUACUGCGGAACUUGCUACGAAGAGAAGUUUGCGACAAGGUGUACAAAGUGUAAGAAAGUGAUUUCAAGUGGCGGCGUGACGUACAAAAACGAACCCUGGCAUCGUGAGUGUUUCUGUUGCACUAACUGCGGCACCAGUCUAGCUGGACAGAGAUUCACAUCCAAGGACGACAAACCUUACUGCGCUGACUGUUUCGGCGAGCUGUUUGCC
Messenger RNA from Soboliphyme baturini, 447 nucleotides. The record is from the annotation of a GenBank genome assembly. Lineage: Eukaryota; Metazoa; Nematoda; Enoplea; Dioctophymatida; Soboliphymatidae.